Molecule: messenger RNA, 1551 nt
Organism: Helianthus annuus (common sunflower)
Lineage: Eukaryota; Viridiplantae; Streptophyta; Magnoliopsida; Asterales; Asteraceae
Product: caldesmon-like
Exons: 2
Coding region: 1-1551 (516 amino acids)
Source: RefSeq, a predicted model, not a curated record
AUGAGUGAAGAACACCAAGAGGCUACGUUUAGUGAGGCUGGGGUAAAGAGGCCCAAGAUUACGAUCAAGUCCACUGACACUGCUGCUCAGGAUGCCGCUAAGGCUGCUGAGGCGCAGCGAAAGGUGGAGGAGGAUCGGAAGAGAGAGGAGGAGAAGAAGAGAGUUGCGGAAGAGAAGAAAAAGAAAGAAGAAGAGAGGAAGAAGAUAGAGGAGGAGAGAAAGAGAAAAGAGGAGGAGGAGAGGAAGCAGAGGGCGGAGCAGGAGAGGUUGGCUGAAGUGGCGAGGAAGCAGGCCUUGGAGAAGGAGCUAACGGCGAAAAAGGCUAUGGAUCAGCCUCUUAAAUCUCCAGGUCCUGAGGUCACCAAACCAACCCACACCGGUCCUGUUAUUACUUCCAAGGGUUCCAGCCGCUUCUCCUCAAGCGGCGCGAGCUCUGGUGGAGCUGGGGGUUAUAACCCCAAUGUGAUAGGUGCGAAGGACACCGUUGGGGAUAUUUACUACAAGACUUACAAUGAAGAAGAACGUGGUGACGCUCCUCAUCAAGCCCCCUGGAGUUUAAAACAGAAAGAUACCUUCGUUGAGUUCAGCCCUGCGCGCGAGUGGUUCUUGAACUCCUUUACACCCGCUGAAGUCAAUCGGCAAAGGGCGAAACCUCACGAAAUGUUGUAUCGUACUUAUAUCCUUGGCGAGGCCAACGCUCGUGCUGCCAACCAUCAAAUAGUUCGCGAAUGGCGAACGAUGGUUAGGGAGCGCGCUGACUGGGAGGCUUAUCGCGAGCGUACGCUGAAACGUAUUGCUGAAUUUGAAAAAUCUAAAGCCGCGUUAGAUGAGGAGAGAGCCAAGUUUGAGGCUGACAAGAAGGCUGAAGAGUGGGGCCGCGAGGGGCUGCAGAAAAAACUCCACAAUGUUGAAGAGCAACUGGCCAAGGAGAAGGCCGAUUUUAAACGUAUUUGUGCCCAAGACAACGAGCGCGCCUAUGCGGCUCGACAGAAGAUAGUUGAUCUUGAGGCUAAAGUUGCUGACUUGACCACGAAGGUAGAGGAGGCGCAGGGAGAGAAGGCUGCCAAACAGCAGGUGGAGGUUGAAUUGUCUGAGGUCAAACUACAGCUGUCCAGCAAGGACAGAGAUCUCCACGCCAAGGACGCUGAGAUUGCGGAGCUCAAACGUCGCUUAAACGAGCAAAUUGACAGAUGCGAGUCGUUGGAGAUCGACCUGGAAGCCGAGAGGGUUAAGGCUGCUACGGCUGAGGAGGCGCGUGCUGUUAGCACUGCUGCGCUGAAUGUGGCCCAAACCAACUACUCCGAGGCUCAAGGCAUCGUCGAUACGCUUGUCUCAGAAGCUGAAUGGAUGCGCACUCGUGGAGUAGUGCUGGUGAGUACUUUUUAUGCUUCGAUCUUGUUAAGGGUUAUAUUUAACGUUUUUUCUUUUGUUGAAGGUUGCCAACUCCAUCCUGAAUGCGGGCGAGCUAGACCGCGCCGUAGCGGCUCUGACAGAUGCGGCGCGUGCGGUGGGUCAUCGGGGGGGCUACCUGGAGUGUGCCGAUCACGUUGA